AUGCCAGGGGCAGCACGGACAUAUCCGCGGUCACAGGAUUGCCCGUACAGAUCUCUAAUGCGUAUUCCUUUUUUUUAUAUCAUACGAUCUCCGUUUAUAUAUUUAAAGGGUUUACCAAUUACGAAUGAUAACUCAUUUGCGCGUCCAUCACCCGUAACUGGAUCAUCGAACAACGAUGGUGAUAAACCUCUCAUUGAUAAACGCUCUAUUCAAGAUUUGAUCAAAGAAGUUGAUCCACAAUCACUAUUGCAAAUCGACGAUGAAGUAGAAGAGAUGUUGAUUCAAAUUGCGGAAGAAUUCGUUGAAACGACGAUAUUGUCAUCGUGUCAAAACGCCAAACAUAGAAAAUCGAAUAUUGUGGAAGCAAAAGAUGUUCAGUUGUAUCUAGAACGUACACAUAAUAUGUGGAUACCCGGAUUUGGAAUAGAAGAUUCAAAAUCCUAUAAGAAAUUUUUGACAAAUGAUGCAUUGAAAGCGUCUUUGAAAUCAGUUUAUUUAUCGAACACAAAUAGUACAAAUUCUUCAACGAAAACAAGCAAAGAUACCCAACAAGGCUCAUCAAAUAAGAAACGAACUAUUACUACUUCAGACACUGUGGGCUAA
This is a messenger RNA of Didymodactylos carnosus, 603 nucleotides long. The record is from the annotation of a GenBank genome assembly. NCBI's taxonomy places the organism in Eukaryota, Metazoa, Rotifera, Eurotatoria, Philodinida, Philodinidae.